Penicillium diatomitis is the source of this 1236-nucleotide messenger RNA. RefSeq names its product MAGE domain-containing protein. Lineage: Eukaryota; Fungi; Ascomycota; Eurotiomycetes; Eurotiales; Aspergillaceae. Gene Ontology annotation, biological process: DNA repair. Gene Ontology annotation, cellular component: nucleus. Bases 1 to 1236 code for a protein of 411 amino acids. The record is from RefSeq and is a predicted model, not a curated record. The transcript is spliced from 3 exons.
AUGUCGUUUCAAGGUCGCAAACGCCGCGCACCUGACGGCGACAUCGCACCCAGCCAGACUCAGCGACCCCGUCCCGACAGCGACGCCGCAUCGCCCGAAAUGUCCGGCAGCGAUACCGAGAACGGCGGCUCGUCCUCGAAUUUUGGAACCCUGGUGAAGAAGAUGGUGCGAUUGGCGUUGGCCAGCGAAUAUGCGCGGUUACCGAUUCGCCGCCCCGAUAUCAGCACCAAGGUCUUUGGGGAACAGAGUGCGCGGCAGUUCAAGACGGUCUUCGAGGCGGCGCAGGUCCAUUUGCGCAAUAAGUUUGGAAUGGAAAUGGUGGAGUUGCCUGCGAGAGAGAAGGUGACUAUCUCGCAACGACGGGCCGCUCAAAAAACCGAAAAACCAUCCUCUACCAGCACCAAAUCUUGGAUUCUCACCAGUACACUGCCCGCGGCCUAUCGCACUCCGGUCAUCCUCCCUCCUACACGAGCACCCUCCACCAACACAGAAGGGACCUACACCGCCCUGUACAGCUUCAUCAUUGCCGUCAUCGCACUCAAUGGCGGCUCCCUGGGUGAACAAAAACUCACCCGGUACCUGCGGCGCAUGAACGCCGAUGAGAACACACCCAUUGACAAGACGGAAAAAUUACUCGCGAGACUCUGUCGGGAGGGAUAUCUGGUCCGGACCAGGGAGAUGGACGGCGGCGAAGAGAUCAUCGAGUUCAUGGUUGGGCCGCGAGGCAAGAUCGAGGUGGGCAGUGGGGGUGUCGCGGGCAUGGUGCGAGAAGUGUACGGGCAUGGCCGUGGAACCGGCACUGGAACUGGAGGGGCAGAUAAUGAUGACCUGACGCAGGCGGAGCGGGAAGCACGAGCGGAAUUCGAAUCGAGAUUGCGGACGAGCUUGGGAAUUGUCAGUAUGCGCGAUGAGCAACAGGCAGAUGAUGAAGAUGGGGAUCAGCAACGGCAGGCUGCAAGGUCAACCCAGCAGCAGCAGCAGCAGCAGCCGCCGCCGCCACCGCAAUCACAGCCGCAACAAUCGCAGCGAGUGGCUACUCGAGAGGUGACUCGAGACGCAGCUCGGACGACCCGUGUAAGUGAAGCUCCGCGACGGUCGUCAAGGAGGGCCACAACGGCACAGCAGUCAGAUGAUGAAGAAGAGGAUGAGGAUGAAGAAGAAGAAGAAGAAGAAGAAGAAGACGAAACAGAUGACUCGGACGGUUCGAUCAAAGAUGAGGAUGAGGAAACUGAUUGA